AUGAUGAUGCCCACCAUGCGCCUCACAGAUUCACAGCUUGCGCGUAAAUUAGUUUAGAGUGAUGGUAGACUUUCGUUGAAUUUGCUGCACUAUCUCCUCCAUCAACCACCAGGGUCUGAUGUCGUGACCGAGUCAAGAAGACCAGAGGCUGGUUCGGUUGCAACGGUUGACAAAGUUAUGUAGUGGUAGGGGGCGUUUACGGAUCGUUAUCACGGAACUCACUCGUUCCGUUGGGCCUUACGGGCUCUCUCUCAAGCCCAAACCGCAGCCGCAGAGCGGCGCACGAUAUAGGCAGAACGGCAUUACCGACGAAGACAAGGGAGACUGGAAUGACCAUUUCUGGCUUAUUAGCCGUCGUCAGCCAGUCAUACCCAACCCCGAAGUGUAGAACACCCGAGACUCGAACUCGCGACCUGGUAGCUAGAAGUUCACACCUCUAACCACUGGGCCUCGAACCCGUUGCCCUGCCGGUUUUUGAUCGGGAAUAUACAAUGGUAGGAUGCGCUCACAUGCGAUGAUCCGAUCAUGCGACCCUGCGUGGCUGUUGGUUGGGCUCGAGAGAGAGCCCGUAAGGUACAAUGGAACGAGUAAGUUCCGUAAGACCGGUUGAUGAGCGCUCCCUACCGUUGUUUAUUCCCGAUAAAAAACCGACAGGGCAACGGGCUCGUGGCACAGUGGUUAGAGGCGUGGACUUCUAACUAACAGGUCGCGAGUUCGAGUCUCGGGUGUUCCACACUUCGGGGUUGGGUAUGACCGGCUGACGACGGCUAAUAAGCCAAAAAUGUCUAUUCCAGUCUGCCUUGCCUUUGUCGGUAAUAACAUCAAGCUAUUUAACCCGUCUACGUGUGCCACGCACGCCUGGACUGCUCAUGACGGACCAGGUUCUCAAAGAACCAGGCGGGAGGGCGGCUCGGACACUAUCUGAAUGGGGAUGCCAUGCAGGUCACAUUAAGAAGGAGCCAUUGGAGCCUGACUCUUCGUUCUGAGUGGAGGACCGAGUAAUCCCGUCAGCUGGAGGCCUUCCAGAGCACGGCUCUUAGCCCACAGUGGUAGUUAAAAAGCGCGCCAGAUUGUUUAUGGUGAAGAAUAUGUGCUGAGUGUUAUGGGGACAGAGUUUCCAGAAUCGGCUUCACUUUCACUUUUCUCUCCCGGUACCAGUCCGCCGUUUUUGCCGGUCAGCCGUCUGAUGAGGGGAUUGGGCGCAGGUGGUCGGCAGAGUUAGACAGCCCGUCUGCGCGUGCCACACACGACCUGGCCUCGAAUUUUCGCUCAGAGGAGCAAUAGUGAUGGAGGAAACAUGUGGUCGUUUCAGGGCUUCCGUUCUAGGAUCCAACAGUCCCAUAACAGCAAUUUUGUUUGUUGUUCCGACGUAUUACAGGCGUGAUCGCUGCGUUUGAUAUUCGGGCCCACACCCGUCACAUGCUGUAACGUUUCUGGGCGGUGAGUUACAAACACGAAAUAUUGUAUGCCCACGAAUCCAAAGUAGUAAGAAGGAAUCCGUAUAUGUUGCGACAGGUAAAGAGCUCAAAUUACUGGAUAUGAAAUUACCAAAUCGUAAAGACCAGUUCGUCAGGCUCAGUUAAGAACCGCAGCUUAGGAAAGAACGUCAGAAUGAACACAAAAUUCCCGACUGAGGGGUUGCUUGACUUCUUAAAGCAAAAUAUUGAACUACCUAAAUCGUCAGGCAGAGACAAAAGGGUACAAUGGAAGAAUUUAAAUGACUGACAGUGAUUUCCGAAAAGUGAUCAGGAUUUUCAAGAGCAACAAUAGUAUAUCGACAAAGUGCUGGAGAAUGAGAUGCGGAAAGACGGACAAUGCACAUGCUGUGGGGUUGAAUGGAAGUCAUUUUUAGCAUGUGGAACUGUGCCCACUCUACGCAGAGACAGCACAGAAAAAGAAGAAGAAGAAGAAGAAGAAUAGGAAUAAGAAGAAGAAGAAGAAGAAGAAGAAGAGGAAGGAGGAGAAGAAGAAGAAGAAGAAGAAGAGGAAGGAGGAGAAGAAGAAGAAGAAGAAGAAGAAGAAGAAGAAGAAGAAGAAGAAGAAGGGGAUUCUAACAGCGCCCCAUCAUCAAGCCAGGUGGUCACCUUUUCGAGGUUCAAAUCACUAG
Molecule: messenger RNA, 2107 nt
Organism: Spirometra erinaceieuropaei
Lineage: Eukaryota; Metazoa; Platyhelminthes; Cestoda; Diphyllobothriidea; Diphyllobothriidae
Source: the annotation of a GenBank genome assembly